CUGUCAAAGGUAACCGGGAAGAGGGGCGCGGGGGAUCGCGCAUGAGCCAGCGCCGCCUCGCCCGCUCCAAGCGCGCGUGUGUGUGUGAGUGUGUGUGCGUGCGGGGGCCCUGGAGAGCUCGCCACAAGCACCGAGAGAUGGCGGAUCCAUAUUCCUUCAGAGGUGGAAGGAGAGCUGCAGGGUCCAGCAAAACUAGCGCAAGCAAAGAAGGCAGCAGGACAGAGAUGAGGGUAAAUCCGACCCCUGAGCCCCCCAAGCUGGAAAAUGCAACCAGCGACAAAACAGAAGGCAAGAAGAAAGGGAGACCUAAGGCGGAAAACCAGGUGCUGAAAGACAUUCCUCUGCCCCUGAUGAACCAGUGGAAAGAUGAGUUCAAGGCCCAUUCCCGGGUGAAGUGCCCCAAUUCAGGCUGCUGGCUGGAGUUCCCCAGUAUUUACGGCCUGAAGUACCAUUAUCAGCGCUGCCAAGGGGUAAGGAAGAUGGAGGGGGCAAUCUCGGAGAAGCUGACUUACUCUUGCUCUUACUGCGAAGCUGCCUUCACAUCCAAGACUCAGCUGGAAAAGCACAGGCUCUGGAACCACUUGGAUAGGCCAGUACCAGCUAGCAAAGCAGAAAACAAAGUGCAGAAAGCUGUUGGCAAGGCCAGUGGCAAGAAAAGAGCUGCUGAGAGUUCAGAUUCCCCCACCAUCCAUCCCAAACAGGCAAAGAUGGAGAAGACUGUGGCCAAGGAGCUCCCUGAGAAUGGAGAGUGCCUGGUGGAGGGCAGGAAGAACAAAGUGUUUCAGAUCACGGCAGCGGAGGCAGUAGCAGCAGCUACCCCGACAGCUAAGUCUUCGAGCUGCAAGGAUCCCAAACAACAAGGGGGCACGCAGCCUUCCCUCCAGGAGGAGGACCCAGAGAGGAUGAAGCACAGAAGGAAACAGAAAACUCCUAAGAAAUUUACCGGGGAGCAGCCGUCCAUCUCGGGGACAUUUGGAUUGAAAGGCCUGGCAAAAGCAGAGGACAAGGCAAAGGCCCAUCGAGCCAAGAAAUUGGAGGGGACCAGCAGCAUGGAUGAGCUGAAAAAGAAGCCUCCAGGAGCUGGUGUGAAAAGGGAGGCUGUCACGCAUUUAUCGUCAGCAAACCCAGAGGACCAAUGGCAGCGGGAGAUCAAUGAGAAAGGAGAAGUUGCCUGUCCUACGUGUGGCAUUAUAACCAGGAAAACCAUUGUUGGGCUCAAAAAGCACAUGGACGUCUGUCAAAAACUGCAGGAUGCCUUGAAAUGUCAACACUGCAAAAAGCAAUUCAAGUCCAAAGCUGGGCUAAACUAUCACACCAUGGCCGAGCAUGUCAACAAGCCUGGUCCUGUGGAAACUGCUGGAGUUGGUGAACAGGAAGAGCGUGAAAGGCUGAGGAAAGUGCUAAAGCAGAUGGGGAAACUGAAAUGCCCCAACGAGGGGUGCACAGCCAACUUUUCCAGUCUGAUGGGGUACCAGUACCACCAGAAACGGUGUGGGAAGCAGCCCUCUGAAGUGGAGAAGCCCAUAUUCACCUGCCCACAUUGCAGGAAGAAGUAUAAAUCCAAGGCAGGACAUGACUACCACAUGCGGUCGGAGCACGCUUCUUCGCCUCCCAAAGAGCCAGAGGUGAAGCCAGAGGCCAGCCCAGUAGAAGAUUUUGAGAGGACUCCUAGUGGUAGAAUCCGGCGCACAUCAGCCCAAGUAGCAGUCUUCCACCUGCAGGAGAUAGCUGAGGACGAACUGGCCAAGGACUGGACCAAACGAAGGAUGAAGGAGGACCUGGUACCUGAAACUAAGCGACUAAAUUACACCCGGCCGGGGCUUCCAAAGUUAAAUCCGAGGCUCUUGGAAACCUGGAAAAAUGAAGUGAAGGAGAAAGGACACAUCAACUGUCCCAAUAACAGCUGUGAAGCCAUCUACUCCAGCGUUUCUGGCCUGAAAGCCCACCUGACUAACUGCAACAAGGGAGACCACUCUGUUGGGAAGUACCGGUGCCUUCUCUGCCAGAAGGAGUUUAGCUCAGAAAGUGGAGUCAAGUACCAUAUCCUCAAGACUCACUCAGAGAACUGGUUCCGAACCUCUUCAGAGGCUGCCCAGAAGAAAAAGAACAGGGACCAGAUUUCCUCCAGCCAGGAGGAGAAAAUGAAAAGCACAAGUGGGAAGAAAAGGGGGAGGAAACCCAAGGAAAGGCCCCCGGAAAUGUCUCCGACAGGCAGGGAGAGCUCGGCAGCAAAGACUAAUCAUAAGAAAGUCCCGGAGCCCUGGGAAGGAUCCAACUGCAGCACCGAAGGGAGAGAGAGAGGCACCAAGCUGCCCACCCACAGGAAAGGGGGAGCCAGUAAGAUGCCUGAGAAAUAAGGGGUUCAGAGACUCUCCGAGCAUUAGUUUACAGCCCAGGGUAAUGGGGUGGGGCCCCUCACGGUUUUCUCUCCCCGCCCCCUGCUCAUCCAUUUGUUUGUUUUUUUUAAAAAAAAAAACAACAACAAAAAAACCACUUUAAAAUCAUGGACCUUGUUUCACACUGGAAAAAAAGAAAAGACUGCGAUCCUCCAUCCGUCACCCCCGUGCACACGCCCGUACCCCUCGACUCCCCUCCACACACACGCGUGUGCACUUGUGUGUACACACGGGCUGCACAACUCCUCUGCCGACGUGUCACGUAACGCAGCCAAACCCCUGCAAAGCGGGGACUCCCCCGCCGACCGCUUCCUUCAAAUUCUGUGCGCUGAACUGGUGAUGCUUGAGCAAGAGGAAAGUGCAAUAGAGGCAGGGCGUAAAAGUUUUUUAUUUGGGAUUGCUUGUUGGAUUGCAGUGCCAGCACAGGAACAUGAUUGGUUUCUUUUUGGGUGGGGCAGGGGCGGGAGGAAAAUGAUCUUUUAGACAUCAUCUGUACCAUGCCCACAAAUGGUACGACAGCCUGUGGCUUGUUAGUUGUGAUGACCUAGGGGCAGGAUUGAAGAGGUGUCUCCAGUGAAUAGGUUUUGCCUACCUGUUGCAGUGGCUGGUGAGGCUUAGAAGAUGCCAGUCCCAAAGCCAGAUGCAGAACAUGGUUAUAGCCAGGAUCCAAAGCAUAGCGCCCUUAGGAAAGAUUUUGGGUUUGUGAGGCAAGCUGGUGCCCCGUGGCACCCACCCGGAAGAGCCAUAGUUAGUCCACUGUGUGUCUCUGAGUGAUGCUCUUGCUGGAUUCCCAAUGGGGAGCUGUAGCUCAGAAGCCCACCUGUCAAUUUCAAAAGAUGUCAUGGGUCCGAGCAUUUAACCCAUGGUCUGUUGGUUUCAUGGCCUGGCCAGUGUGUUGGGCGUGGUUUCUUCUCCACCAUCAGGGUAGGGAGGUGUGGUGACUGAAUGUGGCAGUGCGUUCGCCGUAGCACAAAGAGUUUGUCUGUUAGGGCUGUUGUCAUUCACAAGCAGCAAAGAAUGCUCAGCGAGGCAAGAAACAUGCCUGUGGGGCAUGAGAAAAAGAUCAUGACUGUCAGAGGUGCAGCGCACUUGUGACUCCAACGAAAGUACACUGGCGUAGCAGGUUCUCAGCACCUCUGGAAAUCAGGCUCAAUGAAACCAGUCCCAAGGAAGAGUUUUUUAUGUGGGGGGGUGAGGGGGCAUUUGUUUUAUUUUUUUAACUGAAGGCUGGGCAGAUGCAAAAUUAUCUGAGCUCCAUUGUCAGAUUGAAGAGGAGAAAACCCCUCUGGAUUUUGAGAGAACUUUUCCAGACUUUUUAAAAAAAAAUGUACAUCAAUAUAAAAUACUGUAUCAAAUUGAUACUAGCUAUUGGUACAAAUAGCCUGUUAGCAACAGAGCUGGGUGACUGCUGCAGAAAAUAUGCAUGGACAUUUCUUUGAAUUCCCCCUUUCUGUGCUCGCUUUCUGCUGGCAGGAGUGUUCACUACAGGAGCAAACGCUGUGGAGGAUUGGCAGAAAGAGACUUUCAAAUUCGUGAUCAUGAGCCUUCACCCCAGACAGCUGAUUCUAAGAGUGAGGCUCAUUCAAUCAGGGGUCAGAAACAAACCACGUGACCUAUCUGUCCAAUCAAAUCAGCUCCACUUUUGAAUACUGAAGACUCACAAAGACCCAAGAGGGUGAAGAACUUCCGAUAACGAAUCCAUUUGAGAACAUUGCAAGAUGAUCAUGGACAGAGAAAGAGGCAAAAGUCAUCCAAGUGCUCUAUGAAUUAGUCACCCAGUUCUCUUCACUAGGCCAAUGAGAUCUCUCCAGCCUGAAUUUGAUGCACUGCAUUGGCACCAAGUGACAAUCACAGGUCAUGCUUUAUAGGUCACACCUCCGUGGCUUGAUGGAUGCACUCCUCUCUUGACUUGUUCUUACUCCCUCCCUUUGAGAGGAACAUGCCGCGGCCCAGGGGAGCAGCCUCUGAUCCCCUGAAACUCAUACUGACCUCAGUUCAUCUUCCCAAUUUGUCAUUAUUGGGAGUCCCUUUUAAACAACCACACUUGUUUUGUGUUAGUAUUUCUCUGAGCGGAAAUUCUCAGAACACCUUGCUCUGGGCUGGAGGAGAAACUUCCCCAGACCAAAGUCCAUCGGCUUUUAGACAAAUACCAGGCUACCUCGCUCCUUGAUAAAUACAUGGGGCUCACUGCAGUUCAUAUCACAAGGAGGCUUACCAGAGCAUUUUUGUAACAUGUUUUUCACUUGCCAGUGCAACAAAACCCAAGGAGCCUUUCCCUCAUUUGUUCCAAAUUGGGGGGUUUGGAAGGUUACGUUCAGGGGGAAGAAAUUCUGCUUAUUUAGUCAAUUAAAACCUUGACCUUCACUUUGCUUCACUGCAUUUCACAGCCUGUCCUCCAUCCUCUCGAUUCUUAAUAUUUUUUCAUGCUCUGAAGAGCCAUUCAGUCAUAAUUAACGUCCUUCUCCAGUGACACAUUAUUACUGCCUCAGAGAUAGAGCUGUCUACUCCUGAUGUCAGGUCAACUCCUCUGGGGAAUCCUUGCUUAAGUGCCCACCAUAUAUCUUGACAGCUGAAUUAAAACGUGUGGCUAAAGUGUCCGCUACUUGCCCCUGAAAAUUGUGGCCUACAGUUUGCUCGGGAUAAAAUCUCUCCCUUGCAUUUGGCCAUUGUUUACAGAACACUGCUGGGCCGCAUUUUAAAGCAAUUAGUGAACAAAUUUAAUUAGCCAGCACAUCUGGCCCUGUCUGCCUUUUGGGCAUCAUUGGUUCUGUUGUUUAUCUUGCUGUCAGUAGCGCAAAGUACAGAUCUUAUCCCCCAGGGGAAGAGGAUGCUUCUUAGUAGCCAGAAGGCCGGCGAUUUCCUAGCCUUUGCUACAGGAUAAACUGGAGCUAACUUUCCUCGCAACUUUCCAGUACAUUGCAAAGAAAGUAGGAAAAAGACAACCAGUUGAAAUUUUGCAGUCGUUUUGGUGAUAUUCUAGCCAGAGCUCAACCGUAGGGCUGCCUGUUUCAAAUGGAGUCAUCAAAGCAGUAAUUACUAGAAAGCCAUUGCAUUGAGGGUUAUUUUUCCCAGAGUGGCGAAAUGCUGUUAAGCUGUAUCCCGCCGAUGCUCCAGGGAGGUGCUAUCCUGCCAUUGUUCCUUGCUAAUAUUGCCACUUGCUAAAAGGUCCUAGAGCAGCAGUAGCAUUCUGCCAUUCCCUCGCAGGAAUGGAACACAGCGUGAGAAGGGAUGUGAGAAGUAAUGGGGCCUCGGAUUUUCAAAAAAAGCACAUCCAGUUAUGCUCCUAAAUCUGUAUGUAGGCUCCUAAAUAAAGUGACCUGAUUUCUCAGCCGCGCUGAGCGCCCAGCUCCCGUUGACAUCAGUGAACGCUGCUGGAUGCUCAGCACUUUUGAGAAAUUGCGUCAUUUUAUCUCGGAGCCUAAAUCUGGACAUUUGAAGCUUGAUUUCAGGCUCCUGCUUUUCAUAAUCUCAGUGAGAACUGUUUGAAUAGUUACAGAUUAAACAUCAGCUGGAAGGUGUUUAGAUGUUCAGAUAAGGAUCGUGACACAGCAGAAAGCAUGGCUGAAAGGAAUAGAGGAAAGGCUGUGGAAAGAGGCAAGGAGAACGCAUCGUGGCAUGUACUGUACAAAUAGCAAGAUUACACUUACACACAAUUGGUAUUGUGUAGGCCCAGGCCUUGAAAAACGUGGGUCCCAAAGCACACUUGCUGCACCCUCAAAUUCUGCAGGUCUGAUUGUGCACAUUGGCUGUCACACACCACGAUCGUGUGUCUUGUGUAUGCUUCAGUGCACAUGCUUCUGCUGGGGCACCCACAGCUACCUCCUUUAAAGAACUGAGCCCCUAGGCCCAAAAUCUUCCCCUCACCCCAAGUAAAUGGGCCAGGCACUGGGCAAGGAGGAGUCCUCUUCUCAUGGCACCAGAGCAGCUACUCAAGGCUAAUGGCUCCUGGCUUCAAAUCCGCAGUGUCCUGCUCUCCAAGGAGACAUCACCAAUCUGGGCUGUGCAGCAUGUGUGGGGUUCCAGCAGCUGGGCUUCCCUUUGCCCCCGGAAGAGGAGGCAGGGCGGGCUCCUUAGCACUGGAAACACCCUGACCUUUAUUUUCAGUGACCAUCGCAUGUUUUUCAUUAAUAGAAUUGCAGGAGGACACUUUGGUUUUGUGACGUCCCAGCUUUACAAACAAAAGCAGCUUUGUCAGAUACUCUCAACACGAGGGGACAUCCAGCGCCACUUCAGGGGUCUCGCCCAGCUCUGCGCAGUUCAAAAUGGGAUCUUCUGGAUAGCCACUGACUGGGAGCUCCUCUCAUAUGGGCCAGUACAUUCUCUCCUGAGGCCUUUCUUGAGUGUGGAAUUGGUUGUGAUCAGACAGGGGACAUUGCAGUUGUUUAUAUCUGUUACAUGGGUGUGUCUGACAUGGGCCUGAGCCACAGAAUCUGCAUCUGAAGCCAGGUCUCCAAGACUCCUGUAUCUGGGAGUACUUGGAUCUGCGAGUUCCAUUUGGUCUGUGAGAGAGAAUUAGAGGAAUUUAGAGCUGGUUCCCACUGGGAACUUUCCAAAAGUUUGGGGGCUGUUUGGAUCCAAGUUUUGGCUUCUCGUCCAUUUCUGAUUGCACAGUAUCUGCUGACAUACAUCCACUCCAGAUGUGUGAGCGUCACCCAGUUAAAGCCUGAAAACGUAUCUCAGCACUAUUCUCAGUGACAGCUGAUGUGGGGAUUCUCCUUAAGCUCAAAUGGUAGAGCAGCUGCUGCUGCUUUUAGAUGUCAUCGUGUUCCUCAGUUCAAGUCCCAAAAGGGAUGGAUUCCACUCAGUGGCAACCAGUUUGUGGUUCAGUCCUGCUGGUGGCACGUUGUCUGGUUGGUGUGUGAACAGCAGUGGGCCAGGUUCAUGCUGCGGGGGGACAACUGUGUGCUUGUGUGCUAGAUCACAG
Chelonoidis abingdonii (Abingdon island giant tortoise) is the source of this 7320-nucleotide messenger RNA. It is a transcript of the gene ZNF512B, whose product is annotated as zinc finger protein 512B. Gene Ontology annotation, molecular function: zinc ion binding. The record is from RefSeq and is a predicted model, not a curated record. Lineage: Eukaryota; Metazoa; Chordata; Testudines; Testudinidae.